Centropristis striata (black sea bass) is the source of this 2914-nucleotide messenger RNA. Its product is annotated as phospholipase B1, membrane-associated. The record is from RefSeq and is a predicted model, not a curated record. Gene Ontology annotation, biological process: phospholipid metabolic process. Bases 718 to 2259 code for a protein of 513 amino acids. Gene Ontology annotation, cellular component: brush border membrane. Gene Ontology annotation, molecular function: retinyl-palmitate esterase activity; phosphatidylcholine lysophospholipase A1 activity; A2-type glycerophospholipase activity. The transcript is spliced from 22 exons. Lineage: Eukaryota; Metazoa; Chordata; Actinopteri; Perciformes; Serranidae.
AAGUGUUACCAUAUCUUGCUUAAGUCACAAAGGCAUGUUCAAAAGAAAUUGCCUAAGUCAUUUAUUUCUCUUAAGUUACAUAAUGUACACACAGUGUUCUUACUAUGCCAAUAGCCAUCCUUUGUUACAUCCUUUUUGAAUGAAAUGAUCAAUAAAUGUCAUAUGUUACACUUUUGGUGAAGUUUUUUGUGUUUCCUGCAAAACUUGAAAAAAUGAGUUCGGCGAUUAUUUUAACAGGGUCUCGAUUUAAUCCUCGAACAAGAACGACUCCUGAACACAGCUCUAGAAUUGACUAUCAUGAAGUUGGGAAUUUACGAGGAGUCAUUGAAGGCAGCAGUUAAUCAGCGGUGAAGCGAACAGCCGUUGAUGAGUAAGAUUUGCUAACGUUGUUAUCAGUUAGCUUAAUAUAGUUGACUUUUUCAGGUCAACAACAUGCAACCGAGAUUGAAGUUAACACCUGAACUGACGGUUGUCUGAGCGUGUCUUCUGACGAAGAUGAGACUCCUGGUGACAGGAUGGUGAUUUUCUCAGGCAAGUUUGGCUCCACUGAGAUCAGCUCAGUCCUUGUGGUGGAAGUAAUGAUGUUACUGUGUGUCUCUCCAAGCCCUAAGGCAGUGUUAGGAUCAGAAUAUUUGACAGUUACCUUGGUUGGAGAAGAUAAGGACAGUCCAGCAUGCUCACUUGUCAUCGCAGAGCUAAUAUCGGCAAAGGCAUCUGAUGACUGGACAGAACAGGAAACUCCUCAACCGGGGACGAUCCUUGAGGCCGUGGUCUCUCUCUCUCUGUGAACUGAGAUGGCUCAUCACAUGUCUGCGUGGACAUAAGCCUCUGCUUCAAACACACAGCGGGAAGGAAACAGGAGAAGUGCAGAGCUGCCUGACAUGCUCGAUGAUGACAUCUUCAAACACUCCCCUGCACUCUGCAGACACACCCAACGCUCACUGCAGCUUCCAACAUGUUAAAAAUGUGGACUUAAGGCUGGAAGCUUGCUGGUAUAAAUCCCCAUACAAACAGGACAAAGACAACAUGAUGUGGACAGCCUGUUUGCUGUUUACGGUUUGUUCAUUUGCUGCAUGUCAUAUAGACGGCUACACUUUAAGGGAAGAAGAUGAAAAUUUCAACCAGGAUGUUUUAGGAACAGAUUUUCUCCGGCGUCGUCUUCAUCCUCCGUUCCACUGCCCUGAUAUGAGUCCGUCUCCCUCUGUCCCCACCUCAGUUAAAUUUGUCAAAGCUGCAGAUGUCAAAGUCAUCGCUGCACUGGGAGACUCUUUAACUACGGCAAUCGGUGCGAACGGCUCAACCAUUAUAUCGAUACCUUUUGAAUUUCGUCAAGUGUCUUGGAGCAUUGGAGGAUAUGGAACUUAUCAAAAUGUCAUCACCCUGGCAAAUAUUUUUAAACUCUUUAAUCCCAAACUGCUUGGUCCAUCACCUGUGUGGACCUUUAAUGGUGCACCAACAACCGUCAAUGAGACCGGCUUCAACUUCGCCGUCACCGGCCACAACACGCUAAACGUGUCGGAUCAGAUAAGACACAUGAUCGACACAUUCAAGUCUUAUCCAGGUCUGAACUUCGCUGAGGACUGGAAGGUGGUGACAAUGCUGAUUGGCAUGAACGACAUCUGCGAUUACUGUAAAGACAAAACUCUUUUCUCCCACGACAACUUCAUUCACCACAUGACAGAAGCUCUGGACUUGAUGAUGAAGGAGAUCCCCAGGGCGAUCGUGAACGUGGUGCAGAUUCUCCCCAUGAAGCCGCUCAGAGAAGUUCAGAGACCAACCCUGGGCUGUCAGCUGCAAAAGAGUUUCUGCUCGUGCCUCGUUCUGCCUGAAGAAAACUCCACUGAGCUGCAGGAGCUGGUUGAGGUUAACAUUGAAUUCCAGCGGAGGCUAAAGAAGCUUCUGCAUAGCGAUCGUUUCUUCAAAAACGACUUUGCUGUUGUUCUGCAGCCUUAUUUAGAGAAGGCACGACCACCAAGACUUCCUAACGGGACAAUUGACUUGAGCUUCUUCACGGCAGAUUGUUUCCACUUCACUGUGAAGGGACAUGAGGAGUUGGCAAAGGGAUUGUGGAACAACAUGUUCCAGCCUGAAGACAGGAAGGAGCUGAUACAGACAUUUUCAGAACCAAUAAAACUCAUCUGCCCAACAGAGGAGCAUCCUUACAUCUACACCAGACCCCGAGCCGAGUCGUCUGCACCGAUGCUGAAACAUUUCUCUGUGACGCUGACGUCUCUGCUCUUCAUGUUUGACUAUCUGUAGUUCAACAGGCAGAGAAACGCACCAACAGCACCUGGAUUUAAGGGUUUGAUUCCCACCGCAGCCUAAUCUUUUUUACUAACAAUCCUAACAACAUAAACACUCAGGGAACUUGCUUUAAGAGAGAGAUGUUGUUUAAAAAGCUCUUUAACCAAAUAUUCCGGCUAUACAUCACAUCUUCAAUGACUUGAUGAAAUAGAUUUUUUUUAUGUAUAAAUGACUUCAUAUACUUUAUUUCAUGGAUUAUUUUGGACAUUUUCUUCAAGAUUAAGUCAAACAUUGACUCACUAUUGAGCUAAAUAUGUCAGCCAAGCAAAAUAUACACACAUCAUCCUGACCACAGAACUAAAAACUUGAAUUACAACUUUGUAACUUGUUGUUUAUAGACUCUUCGGAAUACCUGUCUGUUCCUGUUAACCUGCUGUGCUCAUAAAUUCAUGAUUCAUUUUAUGAAAAUUCAUUACCAGUUGACAUCUGCUGUUUUUUUUUAUUGUUCUGAUUUUCUUGGGGUUUACUUGUUUGGCAGUUUUGACAGUGACUGAAAGCAAAAAGAUAAAUAUUAACCUCUGAUUGUAUUCUGUUGUAUCUUCAAAAUGUUGUUGUUGUGUGUCUGUUUACCCUGGGAGAUAACAGUACUGUGAUAAACUUGUUAUUUGAA